Messenger RNA from Spodoptera exigua (beet armyworm), 723 nucleotides. The record is from the annotation of a GenBank genome assembly. Lineage: Eukaryota; Metazoa; Arthropoda; Insecta; Lepidoptera; Noctuidae.
AUGAAGGCGAAGGCGAAGGCGAAGGCGAAGGCGAAGGCGAAGGCGAAGGCGAAGGCGAAGGCGAAGGCGAAGGCGAAGGCGAAGGCGAAGGCGAAGGCGAAGGCGAAGGCGAAGGCGAAGGCGAAGGCGAAGGCGAAGGCGAAGGCGAAGGCGAAGGCGAAGGCGAAGGCGAAGGCGAAGGCGAAGGCGAAGGCGAAGGCGAAGGCGAAGGCGAAGGCGAAGGCGAAGGCGAAGGCGAAGGCGAAGGCGAAGGCGAAGGCGAAGGCGAAGGCGAAGGCGAAGGCGAAGGCGAAGGCGAAGGCGAAGGCGAAGGCGAAGGCGAAGGCGAAGGCGAAGGCGAAGGCGAAGGCGAAGGCGAAGGCGAAGGCGAAGGCGAAGGCGAAGGCGAAGGCGAAGGCGAAGGCGAAGGCGAAUGCGAAGGCGAAGGCGAAGGCGAAGGCGAAGGCGAUAAAGAUAGAGAUAGAGAUAGAGAUAGAGAUAGAGAUAGAGAUAGAGAUAGAGAUAGAGAUAGAGAUAGAGACAGAGACAGAGACAGAGACAGAGACAGAGACAGAGACAGAGACAGAGACAGAGACAGAGACAGAGACAGAGACAGAGACAGAGACAGAGACAGAGACAGAGAUAGAGAUAGAGAUAGAGAUAGAGAUAGAGAUAGAGAUAGAGAUAGAGAUAGAGAUAGAGAUAGAGAUAGAGAUAGAGAUUGACGAUAGAGAUAGAGAUUGA